AUGCGGCCAGUGUCGCGGAGGAAACAAACCAGUAUUCUGAUUUGUGCCUUCUUCGAUGUCUUCGUUACAAUCGGGCUCAACCAGGCGUACGGUGUGUUCUUGAAUCAUUACCUUUCGACGGGGAGCAGUGAACAGGAUCCAUUUCUCCCCAAAGCCGAAGUAUCUAGCAAAGCAAUGGUGGCCUUUGUCGGAACGAUGGCCGCAGGACUUACAUGGGGUGGCAGUAUCUUUGUCAAUCCUAUCAUGGCGCGGACCAAAGAUCCAAGGUACAUCACUGGUGCUGGAGCCAUUUUGGUGGGUUUGGGCUAUGUGCUUGCGAGCUUCUGCAGUCGAGUCUGGCAAUUACUACUGACCCAAGGCUUUAUCUAUGGAGUGGGGACUUCUUUACUGUACUUCCCCGUCGUGUCCGUUGCUCCUGAGUACUUCGAUGCUCAUAGAGGCUCAGCAAUGGGCAUCAUUCUAUCUGGGGCAGGCGUCGGUGGGCUCGUGUAUGCACCUGCAGCACGAGCAAUGCUGGCAAAGGUUGGAGCAGCCUGGACUCUCCGUAUCUUUGGACUGGUAAACUUUGCAAUAUCGAUUCCAGUUGUGCUGGCUACACCACCGUCUCGAAGUCUAAUAAAGCGCCCAACCCUCGUGGACGCCAAAUUGGCCAGACGGGGCACUUUCAUACUUCAAGCUUUGGCAGCAAUGGCACAGGCGGCCGGCAACUUUGUCCCGCUAACCUUUUUGCCCGAGUUUAGCACGAGGUUGGGUUACACGGCUGCAUUUGGCGCAGCACUGCUCGCUCUCAAUAACGCUGUGAACACCGUCAGCCGCAUUGGAAUGGGGUUCGUGGCAGAUAUCGCCGGCAGACAAAACACACUGGUUCUUAGCGUCCUUGGAAGUGCUAUCACUGUGGUUGCGUUCUGGCUCUCUAGUGCUCAUGCAGAUGAUAUGGCUCUGUGGAUUACAUUUGUGGUUACGUAUGGCAUCUUUGCAGGAGGCUAUAAUUCAUUGUUUCCAACCACUGUCAUCGAAGUGUUUGGCGCCCAAGCAUAUGCAUCAGUCAAUGGCUUCAUCUAUUUCAUACGAGGACUCGGAGCAUUCUGGGGCUCACCAGUUGGUGGUGUACUCGUUGCGGGAGGCACUGAGCCCCAGGCAUAUAUCAGCCUGAUCUGGUACGACUUUGCACUACUGAUGCUGUCUAGUGUCUGUGUCAUUGGAGUUCGAGGACUGGACGCUGUGGAUAAGGGUCGCUUCAAGCUCAAAGCAUGA
Messenger RNA from Exophiala aquamarina CBS 119918, 1254 nucleotides. RefSeq lists its product as uncharacterized. The record is from RefSeq and is a predicted model, not a curated record. Gene Ontology annotation, cellular component: fungal-type vacuole membrane. NCBI's taxonomy places the organism in Eukaryota, Fungi, Ascomycota, Eurotiomycetes, Chaetothyriales, Herpotrichiellaceae. The coding region runs from base 1 to 1254 and encodes 417 amino acids. Gene Ontology annotation, biological process: transmembrane transport. Gene Ontology annotation, molecular function: transmembrane transporter activity. The transcript has 4 exons.